This is a messenger RNA of Paralichthys olivaceus (Japanese flounder), 1292 nucleotides long. The record is from RefSeq and is a predicted model, not a curated record. Lineage: Eukaryota; Metazoa; Chordata; Actinopteri; Pleuronectiformes; Paralichthyidae.
GAACCUCCGGGGACACGGGCGGCUCGGCCAUCCACAGCGCUAAAGGUCUGUCAGGUCUGGACGUGGUGGUGGUUUAUCCUCAGGGACGCAUCACCCCCGUCCAAGAGAAACACAUGAUCACCUGCCUGGAGGACAACGUCCACGUGUUUGCAGCCAGCGGCAGCUCUGAUGACAUCGACCAGCCUUUGCGGCGUCUGUUUGCCGAUCAGGAGCUUGUCAAGUCUCACGGGGUCAUGAGCCUCAACUCGGUGAACUGGUCGAGAGUCAUGAUCCAGCUCGCCCACUUCAUCUACGCCUACCUGGAGCUGAGCGGAGCGGAGCAGAGCGAGGCCGGCGCUGCUCUGCCCGAGCUGGAGGUGGUGGUGCCCACAGGUGGAGCCGGAAACAUCGCCGCCGGAUUCAUCGUCAAGCGAAUGGGAGUACCCCUGAAGCUGGUUGCCAUGGUGAAUUCUAAUGACGUUGUUCACAGGGCCGUAACAGCGGGCGACUUUUCCAUGGCAGCUAAUGUCACACAAACACUGGCCCCCGCCAUAGACAUCCAGGAUCCGUACAACAUGGAGCGGGUGUUUUGGCUUCUGUUGGACAGAGACGGAGCCUCAGUGAAGAACAUGAUGGAAGAAUUUCAGAAUACUCAUAAAUACUCUCUUCCUGAAAACCAUCGCAAGCUGCUGUCGCAGGUUUUAUCGACUGGAACAGUGACUGAUGACGGGAUCCUGGAGACCAUGAGGAGAUGUUGGGAUGAGAACCAGUACGUCCUGUGUCCUCACUCCGCUGUGGCUGUUUGGCAUCACUACCACUGUCCCCCUGUCCCUGGAAUCAACAGGUGUUACAUCGCGACAGCGUCUCCAGCCAAGUUCCAGGCCGCGGUGCAGCGGGCCGGCCUGACCUUUGACCUACCUGAGGCGGUGCAGGCGUUGGACGGGUUACCAACUCGGUUUCAGAUCCUGGAGCGGAGUCCGGACUGGUGCAGAGACUGGGAGGAGACACUGAGGGAGAAGAUCCAGUCUGUGAGCUGCUCCAGUAAAAACAGAAGGAUGUGAAGAAUGUGAUGAUAGCGUAGAUUUACUGCAGGAACACGAGUCUGUGGCUGAGCUCAGGUGCUUCUCAUCUAUGUUCCUUCUUAUCUGGAUCCAGUAAAAGAUGAUCAAGGCCUGUUGUUGUCUCUUUGUUGGACUUUGGUUUGAUGAGUUCUCACAACCUCAAACACAUUAGUUCAGUUACAUCAUAAACCACAAACCGCUCAGCAUCGUCCUCCCACGACUUUAUUACCAGUGUAAAUGUUGCUCAAGCUU